AAACUAGUAAAAUAGUCAAAAUUCCAGGGCCACACGCAAAACAGAAACAUCCGCUGUUUUCUCUUGGUGGAAUGCAAUUUUCAGAGUCGGUUGUGAAUGAAUGCGAAUGGAGGAGCUACCACCUUCGCUGCUGGUCGAAAUUCUGAGUCGUUUAACGGACUCAACGGAUCUUGUACGGUGUAGGGUGGUGUCAAAGAGCCUAAACGCAGUGUCGUACGAUGUGCGAUGCGUAAGCCUAGUGUGUUCCAUGUCACGGUACCUCAAGUCUCGCUCCCCGGAGACCAAACACCUCGUCACCCCCUUUAAGACCGUCUUCAAGAACCUCGUACGCAGCUCCAAUAACCUCGAAUCCGUGUCUCUCGGCGUUGACCGCGCCCUCGGCGGCAUCUCCUUCGACGACGUCGAGGAUGAAUCCGAUGAUCUUUACCUCACCGAUUUCAACUUCAUCAAAGACUGGCUUCCCUCUGUUUCCCACGCUCUCAAAUCCUUCUCCGUUUCCGAUUUCUGGGUCCAAUCUUGUUGGCGCCGAUCCGAAGCGUUGUCCUUGAUCUCCUCCACGUGUCGUAAUCUGGUGAAAUUGGUUGUGAGGAACGCGUGGUUAUCCGUGGAUGGGUUGUGUUCGAUGCCAACGCUAGCGAUUUUGACUCUUGAGUUUGUGAGGUUGGAUGACGAAGACCUAAGUAGGAUCAAUUCUUGUUUCCCUAAUUUGACACAGCUUAAUCUUAUUGGUGUUGGUGGACUUAAGGAUCCAAAGAUUAAUCUUUCGCACCUCACCACUUGUCAAUGGUCUGUUUCAAAUGCUCCACUUUCUUUGAUUAUAUGUGCACCUUGCCUUGUUGAUCUCAAUCUCAAAUGCAUUAGACCUAGAUUGAUUGUGCUUGAUGCCCCUUCCUUGUCCAAUUUUGAUCUUUCUCUUGAGAAUGCUGAUGAGCUUAGGUUUAAAAAUUGUGCUAAUAUGCAAUGCCUUCAACUUAAUGUGGAAUGCCUCUCUAUUGGUUUCCUGCGUAGUAUGUCUCACCAUUGCAGCAUGGUGAAGAGGCUUACGUUGGAUUUGGAUGGAAAAACAGAGCGGGGUGAUGUGAUAGAGUUUGGGUUUGAUACUUUGUUGGAGUAUUUUCCAAGCAUAAUAUAUCUUAAUUUGGGUUAUGGGGCUUGGCGUGUAAUGGAGAAUUCUUUUCGCUGGGGAGGUUUGGAAGAUAGAAUUGGGAUGAAAUCGCUAAAAGAGCUUGUUGCACAUCUAGUGGUGAAUGAAAUGGGGUAUACUCUUGCAUUUAUUUUCUCUGUUUUGGAUAAAUGCGCCAAAUUGUCGGAUGUUUCUCUGCUUGUCCACCGUGAUGUCGAUUCUUAUGUUGCUAGCAACCUCAUCUCUGCAUGCAGAAGCAAAUUCCCAAGAGUUAGAUGGAGAUGGGGAAUAUGGAAAGAAGGAAUCAAGGAUACCUGGGUCUGUAAUGGCAUAUAGCUUGGGGAUUGCUUUGUUUGUUGUCUGUAAAAAGGGAGAAUCAUCGGUAAUUUGUUGUAUUUUAGGUCUAUGCUGUUUGACAAUAGACAAAUGGUAUUAGGACAUUAGCAGUUUUAAAUAUUUUUCGUUGAAGGAACUCCAAGAAGUAAGAGUAAGCAUGAGAUGUUAUGCAACUUAAAUAUCAAUAAAAUUUCCAACUGUAUUGGCAAAGUAGAGGAAGUUGGAAGAAACUAGAUAUGGGAUCAGAAAGGGGAGUAUGAAACUGUGACGGCAUAAGCAUCAAGAAAAGUUUUUCCAAACUGCUUCGGCAAAAUAGAUGUAGUUGGAUGAAAACAGAAUCAUGCUGAUCAGUAGCGACAUUCUUCUUUGGAUUUGUGUAUGGUCUGUGGAUCAGCAAAUUAGUGGUUAACUGCCUGGAAGAAGCUUGCUUAUGGAUAGGAUCCCCCCACCCCUCUCACAUUUCUUUGUAUAGAUGUUUUAGGCUUGUUUGUUGUUGUAUUUCUUUGUAUAAAUCUUUGUCCUAUUCAUUUCUUUUGAAUACAUGUAUAUUCUUGGAUUUUUCAUCCUUAUUGUAUUCACAUGUACAUUUGGAGAUCUAUCAGAAUAGAAAUCUGUAUUCUAGAAGCAUACAUUUUUUUAUUU
This is a messenger RNA of Abrus precatorius (Indian licorice), 2101 nucleotides long. Its product is annotated as F-box/LRR-repeat protein At4g29420. The record is from RefSeq and is a predicted model, not a curated record. The transcript is spliced from 2 exons. Bases 101 to 1459 code for a protein of 452 amino acids. Gene Ontology annotation, molecular function: protein binding. Lineage: Eukaryota; Viridiplantae; Streptophyta; Magnoliopsida; Fabales; Fabaceae.